ACUUCCGGACGGGGGGAGCGGGCUUCCGGCGACGCCGCGAAUGGCCUCUUUCAGGGCCGCGUUCGGGGCCUCGCUCGCGGCUGCCCGAACCCGGCCACGGUGUGUCGGCCUCGCGCUUCCGUCGUCGGCGCCCCGGUCCGCCUGGGCUGCAGCCAUGGAGCCCACGCCGCGUUGGCUGGCCGGGCUGCGCUUUGACAACCGCGCCCUGCGUGCGCUGCCGGUAGAGACGCCGCCGCCCGGGCCGGAGGACUCCCUGUCCACCCCGCGGCCGGUGCCCGGAGCCUGCUUCAGCCGCGCACGUCCGGCCCCGCUGCGGCGGCCGCGCCUAGUGGCGCUGUCGGAGCCCGCACUGGCGUUGCUGGGGCUCGAGACCAGCGAGGAGGCCGAGGUCGAGGCCGAAGCUGCGCUCUUCUUCAGCGGCAAUGCGCUGCUGCCGGGCACCGAGCCCGCCGCGCACUGCUACUGUGGACACCAGUUCGGCCAGUUCGCUGGGCAGUUGGGCGACGGCGCCGCCAUGUACCUGGGCGAGGUGUGCACAGCGGCCGGCGAGCGCUGGGAGCUGCAGCUCAAAGGCGCUGGCCCCACGCCCUUCUCCAGACAAGCUGAUGGUCGCAAAGUCCUGCGGUCAAGCAUCCGUGAGUUCCUGUGCAGUGAAGCCAUGUUUCACCUGGGGAUCCCCACCACGAGGGCCGGGGCCUGCGUCACGUCAGACUCUACAGUGAUGCGAGACGUGUUCUAUGAUGGUAAUCCAAAAUAUGAAAAGUGCACGGUUGUGUUGCGUAUAGCUCCCACUUUCAUAAGAUUCGGCUCCUUUGAAAUUUUUAAGCCUCCUGAUGAGCACACAGGGCGUGCCGGCCCAAGCGUGGGACGGAAUGAUAUCCGAGUCCAGAUGCUGGACUAUGUGAUCAGCUCUUUCUUCCCUGAAAUCCAGGCUGCCCAUGCCUGCGACACUGACAACAUACAGAGGAACGCUGCCUUUUUCAGAGAGGUGACAAAGCGGACGGCACGGAUGGUGGCCGAGUGGCAGUGUGCUGGCUUCUGCCAUGGCGUGCUCAACACUGACAACAUGAGCAUCGUGGGGCUCACCAUCGACUAUGGACCCUUUGGCUUCCUGGACAGGUAUGACCCUGACCAUGUAUGUAAUGCCUCUGACAAUGCUGGGCGCUACACAUACAGUAAACAGCCGCAGGUAUGCAAGUGGAAUCUGCAGAAACUAGCUGAAGCACUGGAGCCUGAGCUACCCCUUGCGCUGGGUGAGGCCAUUCUAAAAGAGGAGUUUGACACUGAGUUCCAAAGGCACUAUCUACAGAAGAUGCGUAAGAAGCUGGGCCUUAUUCGGGUGGAAAAGGAAGAAGAUGGGACACUUGUGGCUAAACUUCUAGAAACCAUGCAUCUGACUGGUGCUGACUUCACUAACACCUUCUGUGUUCUGAGCUCCUUCCCGGCUGAACUGUCAGACUCAGCAGAGUUACUAACCAGGCUGACUUCCCAAUGUGCCUCUCUGGAAGAGCUAAAGCUCGCCUUCAGACCCCAGAUGGAUCCCCGGCAGCUCUCUAUGAUGUUGAUGCUUGCACAGUCGAACCCACAGCUCUUUGCACUCAUUGGCACUCAAGCAAAUGUCACAAAGGAGCUAGAACGUGUGGAGCAUCAGUCACGGCUAGAACAGCUGAGUCCCUCUGAACUACAGAGCAAGAACAGAAACCACUGGGAAACCUGGCUACAGGAAUACAGAGACCGUCUGGACAAGGAGAAGGAGAGUGUCGGAGACACCGCAGCCUGGCAGGCAGAACGUGUACGCGUCAUGCAUGCCAACAACCCCAAGUACGUCCUGAGGAAUUAUAUUGCACAGAAUGCCAUUGAAGCUGCUGAAAAUGGAGACUUUUCAGAGGUGCGGCGUGUCCUGAAGCUGCUAGAGUCUCCUUACCACAGUGAAGAGGAGGCCACAGGCCCUGAAGCAGUGGCAGGGGCUACUGAGGAGCAAUCUCCCUACAGUAGCAGGCCACCACUCUGGGCAGCAGAACUCUGUGUAACAUGAUCCUCAUAAAGGCCUCGGUGUCCUCCACAGGUCAGGAGUCUCCCGAGGCCUCCCUAGUGCUGCUGAGUUACUGAGACCACUGGGAUGCCUGUCCUUAGUCUCUCCAUGAUGGCAGAGGUCUCCAGUCAAAACUGACCCAUCUCUGUCUGAUAUGACCUUAGCAGUACUGCCUUGGCCUAGCAUUCAGUGUGCCCCCAGCACACAGUGCUUCAUGCUAGGAUAUCAGUCUCAUGUUUGUAAAUAAUACAAGCAGGCCUAAGUAAGCCUUGUAACCCGUUUGUGCAUCUUGCCCCAAAGGGUGGGGGCGGGGUGGGCUUCACACCUGAUGAAUCUCCCAGGCCUCUAAAUAAAGCAGCUUCUUCA
Messenger RNA from Apodemus sylvaticus (European woodmouse), 2398 nucleotides. RefSeq names its product selenoprotein O (gene Selenoo). The record is from RefSeq and is a predicted model, not a curated record. Lineage: Eukaryota; Metazoa; Chordata; Mammalia; Rodentia; Muridae. The transcript has 9 exons.